Molecule: messenger RNA, 5607 nt
Organism: Pelodiscus sinensis (Chinese soft-shelled turtle)
Lineage: Eukaryota; Metazoa; Chordata; Testudines; Trionychidae
Gene: PDE12
Product: phosphodiesterase 12
Biological process (GO): nuclear-transcribed mRNA catabolic process, deadenylation-dependent decay
Cellular component (GO): mitochondrion
Molecular function (GO): 3'-5'-RNA exonuclease activity
Source: RefSeq, a predicted model, not a curated record
AAGCAUGCUUUUACGCAAAAUCAUGCCAACGUAGACACAGCCCCUGGGAGAAACAAAAAAGGGCAAUUCCUUGGACAGCCUCAAAGAACUCAGCUUAUUUUCUGCAAGGAAACCACUUAAAUGAGGCUUUGAGGGCUACAAACGCGCCCAUAACCCUAGAAAGACUCCAGCAGCACGUGGCUCCCGCUUCUCCCUGCAUUCACGGAAGGCAGCUCUCUACAGGAAGCAAACAGUCAGCACUUCUGCCGCCAAUCACAAAUGCAUUCCCUCCGCUUGGGCCUUGCCUCUCGUCACUUCCGGUCGAUGGCUCUGCCAAGUACCCAUCCACCCUUGCGCCGCGUCGCUUGGCUUUUCCCCGGCGUGGGUUUCCGGGCAAUCAGAAGCGAAUGUGCUGUCACCAAUGUGAAACUGCCUUGGCGCGUGGCCCGGAGCCGGAACUCAGCCGCGGCCGAUGAAUGGUGGUUGCCGGGCUGGCUGGUUCAUGUGGAGCUUUCUGUGUAGGGAGCUACGAGCCGCUGCCGGGCCGAGGAGGCUCCGCUGCCGAUCGGCCGUUUUCGCCAGCAGCGGCGGCGCGGUUCCCUUCGGCUCUGCCUGCGGAGAACCGCCUGGGACCAUGGAGCGGGCCGUGGUGCGCUGCGUCCCGUCGGAGCCGAAGCUGAGCCUGUGGUUCGUGCUGAGUGACGGGAGCGCCAAGCACAUGCAGCGGGACCAGACGGAGCCGCUGGGCCGGGCGCUGGCCCGCAUCGCCACCAAUGCCGGCAAGGGCCACGCCAAGGCGGCCAAGAAGAGCAAGAAAGCGCGGGCGGAGGCGGGCCCGGCCGGGGAGCCGGUGUCGGCAGCGCCGCUUGCCGUGCGCCUCUUCGCGCGCGACGGGGAGGCCGUGGCGGAGGACGUGCCCAAUGCCGAGGCCUGGCAGGACGGCGCCGUGCUGCAGAUCGGCGAAGUCAAGUACCAGGUGGAGCGGAACCCGCCCUCCAUCGCCGAGCUCCAGCUGCCCCGUUCGCUACUCGCCGGCUUCCCGGUCUGCCCCAAGAUCCGCACCGAGUUCGGCGCGCCCCAGCACUGCCUCUUUCGCUGGUACCGGGAGCAGCCAGGAGGCGGCGGGGACGAGCCCUCCCCGGGGGGCGCUGCCUGGCUGGAAGCCCCAGUCAGCGAGCGCGUCUUCACGCCGACCAACGCGCAUAUAGGACUGCGCCUCAAGCUCCACUGCACGCCGGGCAACAGCCAGCAGCGCUACGGGCUCCCACGGGAGGUGGAGAGCAGCGGACCCGUGGAGGCCGGGCCCGGCGCUUGUACCUUCGACUCCCGGCAUCUGUACACCAAGAAGGUGUCCGGGGAAGGCUUAAUCCGCACCGUUUCCUACAACGUUCUGGCCGACAUCUAUGCUCAGACUGAGCACUCGCGGACCGUGCUCUACCCUUACUGCGCGCCCUACGCGCUGGAGCUCGACUACCGGCAGAACCUGCUCAAGAAGGAGCUGGCUGGCUACAGCGCUGACCUCAUCUGUUUGCAGGAGGUGGACAAGUCCGUCUUCACCGAUAGUUUGGCCCCGGCGCUGGACGCCUUCGGCCUCGAGGGGCUCUUCAGAAUCAAGGAGAAGCAGCAUGAGGGCUUGGCCACGUUCUACCGCAGGGAUAAGUUCAGCCUGCUUAGCGAGCAUGAUAUUGCUUUCAGUGAGGCUCUGCUCUCCGACCCGCUGCAUAAGGAUCUGCACGACAAGUUAGCUCCCUACCCCUUAGCCCAGGAAAAAGUGCUUCAGAGAUCCUCCGUGCUGCAGGUUUCAGUUCUUCAGUCUACAAUUGAUCCUUCAAGGAAGAUUUGUGUAGCCAAUACUCACCUGUACUGGCAUCCAAAAGGUGGAAACAUCCGUCUCAUCCAAGUUGCUGUAGCUUUAUCUCACAUUAGGUAUGUUACAUGUGAUCUGUAUCCUGGCAUACCUGUUAUAUUCUGUGGGGAUUUUAAUAGUACACCUUCAACUGGAAUGUAUAGUUUUAUCAAUAGUGGCAAUAUUUCUGAGGAUCAUGAAGACUGGAUCUCCAAUGGAGAAGAAGAAAGAUGCAAUAUGUCUCUAACUCAUCCUUUCAAACUGCAAAGUGCUUGCGGAGAACCUGCUUAUACAAAUUAUGUUGGUGGGUUUCAUGGAUGCCUGGACUACAUUUUCAUUGACAUAAAUGCUUUAGAGGUUGAACAGGUAAUUCCAUUGCCAAGUCAUGAAGAAGUUACCACGCAUCAGGCCUUACCAAGCGUCUCUCAUCCCUCUGAUCAUAUAGCAUUAAUAUGUGAUCUGAAGUGGAAAUAGACUAUUAUUUGCAUGGCAUUUGUUCUGGGCCUUUAAACAAGGAAUUUGUUCACUUUAGGAGAACUUGUAUCCCAACUUUUAUGUAACUUUAUAAUAAAGAAGGAAGCUAGACUGAUUACUGGAAAAUUCACAUGCCUGUCACUUCGAUUAUAAAUUUCUUAUUGAGCAUUUUGUCUGACCUUAACAUUUGCAUGAGGUAGUUCUCCUUUCUCUUUUUUUAUCUACACUAACAGGAAAUCCAAAUAUAUGUAAAACAGAUGAAAGUGUCUUAAAAAGAAAGCUAGAUUAUCAUACCCUUUUUAUAAGUGUUUUUAAUUGAUUAAGAGAUUAUUUUGUUACAGAUGUACGAAUCUAAUCUGAUUUCUAUAAAAGGACACGUACUCUGAACCCUGUUUGUAUAAUUCAGAAUAGGACAUAAAGGAGAGUACGCAAAUUUCUUAUGUUGAAUGAAAUAAAUUAAAACUAUUUUCAGUGCAGGACGAGUGUCCCCUAAAUAUUCAGAAAUAUAAAUUCUUUUUCAUUUAGCAUUCCUGAUACUUCUCUGGGCUUUAGCAAGCUCCAUAUUUAGUGUGCUUCUACUUUUUUGAUAAGAUACUUUCUAAAUAGAUUUGAUUAUACUUGUACAAUAAGCCUAAAACAAUAUUCAAUUUAGGAUUAAAAUGGUUUAGGAAACAUUUUACUUGCCCAUUUAAAGGUGCUUCUUGACCUUCAAAAUGAAAAAAUCAGAUUUUAAAGACCAGUUGUCCAUUGCUAUAAAUCAGUAUCAAGUUUACUAAAAAUUAAAAUAUGUAAGAACUAGAUUUACUUUUGAGUAUUGAUUCCUGCCUCAAUCUGUAUUCUGUAUCUAGCAUUGCAAAACAUACAACAAGUUUUAGAUCAGUUUGGGUUGGAGGGAGUUUUUUAAAUUUAAUUUGCCAACUUUAGACUUGCAGGGAAGCCGCAGUGGCCUCUGAAGAACAAUCUCUUCCUGGGCUCGGGUGUAUGUAUGAGAAAAUAACAUUCCGCAUAAGUAAUAUGUGUCUAAUUCUUUGGGAGGAAAUACUUAAAAGUGACUUGCAAAGAUUUUUAAAAGUUAGAUUUGCUCAUUUUUUUUUCUGUAUGAUGUAUAAAGAAAGCCUGAAAGCUUUCUUACAAAAAUCAUUUUUUGCUCACACUUCUCAGUUUAGAUAUAUCAAAUCUAGUCUUUCCUGGUUUUGUGGGAGAAUAUUUGGGAUGUACAUUAUAUCUUAUAAGAAAUAAUGGUUAAUUAUUCAAACACCUACUAUCCAAGCCUUCCUUUUUCUGAAAUGUUGGUUAUGGAAACUGAAAUGGUUGUGUAAACAAAAGAUUUAAUACAGUUUCACAAAUGAGCCUUGUUUCCAUUGGUAAAUUUCUCUCAAUUCCUGAUAAUAAUGUCUUUGAGUAUUUUUUCCUGGUUAUCAGCUUCAAGGCCAGGCCUACACUAAAGGGGAAAUUUGACUUAAGAGCUGCAACUCCAGUAACCUACGUUAAUUACGUAGCUGGAGUUGAUGUAUCUUAAAUCAUGUUUUCACACCGUCCACACAACAGGAAGUCGAUGAUCCUAUUGGCUUCCCUUACUCCUUAUGAGGAGCAGGACUGCUACUGAUGACAGGAGAGUCCUCUCAGUUCAAAUUAGCAGGUCUUUACUAAACCUGCUAAAUGGAACCCUGGAAGAUGGACUGUGGCAGCGUUGUUCUUUCAUGUAGUGUAGCCAUGACCCGAAUGUGGAAUGCUGAAAAAUCCAGUAGAAUUCUCCCCCCAUCCACUACAAAAAGGCACAUAUCAAACAAUAGGAAGUAGGGAUGUGAGUGAGUAGUCGAGCAGAGUACUCGACUACUCACUCGCCCACAACUUGCUGCCUCUAUAUGAGAGACAGCAAGGAUGGGGGGAACAGAAACCAGUUCACCCAUAAGCACUGUCUCCACGGUGCUGCCUGCCCUCCCUCUCUGCUGCCUCUAUCAGCUCAACAGGAAGCUGGGCCCCACCGAGAGUAGGGACUGCUGCUAAGAGCUGGUGCCUCUUACUAUAUUUAAAAUGUAGAGGUGCAGUGGCCCCAGAGCAGUGCGAGCUGGGAUGACUUGGUCCCUGCUCAAGCUGGCUCGGGGAGCUACCCCUGCUGCAGAGCAGUUCCCUUAUUGACUAAUUGUGUAGUCAAUACAAAUUGUAGUGACUACACGAUUAGCCAAAUAACUGCUCUUUAACAUCCUUACUAGGAACAUGCAUUACAACAUUGUGGCUUCCUUACAGUGCAAAAGUUAAAUUAAAUACUGUAAAACGAAGAAAAUUGUUAAACUAAAAACUAUGGAGAUGCCUAGACUUAGAACAUCCACAAAAACAUCCCUCGGCUAUUGUUUGACCUAAGUCACAACCAUACAGUGCAAGCUAAUCUUACGCUCAAACGAGGUCCAUACCUGUACUUCAUAGUAAUAAAUACAAUAGUAGCAUUUUCAUAGUACAUGCUGAUAUGAGCAAUUAUUCCAUGGAGUUUUAAAAAAUGUGAUUUGUAAGCCUCCAAUGAGCUGAUCCCUUAAUUACAUGACAUUCAGUACCUGUUAAACUAGUAUGGCGGUCCAGGUAUUGUCACUCUCCUUGGCACCUCAUGGGGAUGAAGAGCUGACUGCUAGGUCAGGAGAAAAACUGAAGGUAUUAUAACAUUUGUGGGGGGAGAGAAAGAGCACGCCAGGAGAAGAACUCUCUUCUCUCACCAGGGAAUUUUGUGAGGAAUGUCAUGAGACAAGGCCCAAGCAUAUCCAUGAUUGUUUCCCUAAAGACUUUUGGAAUGGAGCUUUCUCCUUUAUGACUUGUGCUGGCCGUGGAAAUAGAUUCUAGUCCUCAGAACCUUUUCUGUUGUAAGGCAUGAGAUGAUUCCUAGAAGGGAAUGGGUGGAGCAGGCCUAGGAUGAGGAGUUGGAGUUCACUGUUGACCAAACACCUGUGGGUAGGAGGAUGAUGCAGAAACAUGGGCCAAAAGCAUUGCUGAUCUUGGAAAAUUAACUCCCUCUGUACAUUACUACUAUAUGGAUACAGCUGGUAUGAAUUAUUGUGGGAUGUUACUGUAACUUGCUACCUACGCCUCUCAAUUUGUUUUCAUUUGUUGUAUUUCAUAUUUAGACUGUAAGCUCUUGAGUAGGGAGUGUUUGUGAAGCUUUUGGAUAUUCAAAAAAGUGAUGAAAAAUCAUCUUUAGAAGUGGACUAAUGUACAUAUGUAAAAACAUGCUGGAGGUACAUGUUUACACCAUCCUGCUUACCAACUAUGUAUCCAUUGCACCUUGCAUGUAAAAUAUUUUGAUUAAAGAUGUUUUCUGAUAA